Molecule: messenger RNA, 1016 nt
Organism: Phalaenopsis equestris
Lineage: Eukaryota; Viridiplantae; Streptophyta; Magnoliopsida; Asparagales; Orchidaceae
Product: nuclear export mediator factor NEMF homolog
Exons: 4
Coding region: 51-788 (245 amino acids)
Biological process (GO): ribosome-associated ubiquitin-dependent protein catabolic process; rescue of stalled cytosolic ribosome
Cellular component (GO): RQC complex
Molecular function (GO): ribosomal large subunit binding; tRNA binding
Source: RefSeq, a predicted model, not a curated record
AUGAUGAGUAUUGCCCCAUUUUGUUGAACCAAUUCAAGUCACGAGAGUGCAUGAAGUUUGAGACAUUUGAUGCCGCUUUAGAUGAAUUUUAUAGCAAGAUUGAAAGCCAACGAUCAGAACAGCAGCAGAGGUCAAAAGAGGACUCGGCCAUGCAGAAACUAAACAAGAUACGCUUGGAUCAGGAAAAUCGUGUAUUUACACUGAAGAAAGAAGUGGACCAUUCCAUUAAAAUGGCGGAAUUAAUUGAAUAUAACUUGGAAGAUGUUGAUGCCGCCAUCUUAGCUGUUCGUGUUGCUCUUGCAAAAGGAAUGUCUUGGGAUGAUCUUGUACGAAUGGUGAAGGAAGAGAAGAGAGCUGGAAAUCCUAUUGCUGGUCUCAUUGACAAACUCCAUCUUGAAAGAAAUUGCAUUACGUUGUUGCUGAGCAAUAACUUGGAUGAAAUGGAUGAAGAUGAAAAAACUUGCCCAGUUGACAAGGUAGAAGUAGAUUUAGCACUAUCUGCUCAUGCAAAUGCUCGGAGUUGGUAUGAACUAAAAAAGAAACAGGAGUUCAAACAAGAAAAAACUCUAACAGCUCAUGAGAAAGCUUUCAAAGCAGCUGAAAAGAAGACACGUCUUCAGCUUGCUCAGGAAAAGACAGUUGCCGCAAUUUCUCACAUGCGCAAAGUUCACUGGUUUGAGAAAUUCAACUGGUUUAUCAGCAGUGAAAAUUAUUUGAUCAUUAGUGGUAGAGAUGCUCAACAGAAUGAGAUGAUAGUUAAGCGAUAUAUGUCAAAAAGUGAUUUGUGAGUGUUACAUUCAUGUUUGCUGUUCGAAUUUUAAAAGUUUUCACUGUCCUUCAUUGAUGGUGUAUAGUUUCAUGCUUCCAUUCUCAGAAAGCCAUUUAACCAAAUCAUCAUUUUUCUAAAUCGGUCAGCUGUAUCAGAGCAAACCAUCUACUUGGGUUUUAUGCACUGAAAUAUGUUAGUUUUGUGAUUGUGAUUGGAACCAAGAUAAAUUUUUAGUGAAAUUAGGGCA